This is a messenger RNA of Paramecium sonneborni, 4425 nucleotides long. The record is from the annotation of a GenBank genome assembly. NCBI's taxonomy places the organism in Eukaryota, Ciliophora, Oligohymenophorea, Peniculida, Parameciidae.
AAAAAGAUGGCUGAUUCCGAGAUGUAGGAUAUGCUAAUAUGCAAACCAAGGUAAGGAAUGUGACUUAUUUAGGUUUCUAGAGAAAGGACCUGAUAUUCAGACUAAACUCUAGUUGAGUAUAACUUAUGCAGAAUAAGAUGAGUAAAUAGAGAGACCAGCUCCAAAUGUGUAUGAAAAGUAUGCAGAAAUGCAGGAAUACUUUUGUCCAUUAGAUUAGUUAGAGGGACUUUUAAAAACACAUUUUGUAAGUGGGCUUUCAAGUGAAGAAGCAUCUAAGAGAUAAUAAUCUAAAACAAAAGACAUAAGUGAUUGGAAAAUGUUUAUAAAAGAAUUGAAUUUAUUUGCAUUUGAUUUAAUAAUAGCAACGAUAAUUUCAAUAAGUUUAGCAAUAUAUGGAAGUUAAAAUAAUCUUGAGUUUAGUGGAGAAGAGAUAAUUACAUCAUGUUUGUUGUUAAUAGUAAUAACAAUAACUUUUGCUAUGGGAUUUCAAUAAAGAAAGAAGUCUUAAUAUGCUAUAGAGAAAGAUAAUGAACAAACAAUGAUAGUAUAUAGAGAUGGAAAAAUGGAGCAGGUUUAAGUAUAGAAUUUGGUAUCAGGAGAUAUUUGUGUGAUAAAGGAAGGAUUAUUAAUAUAUUGUGAUAUGAGAGUAUUGGAAUCUUCAGAUUUAUAGAUAUAAAUGAAUUAGGAUGUAACAAAGGCAGUAAAAGGAUCAUAGAUAUUUUGCGGAUCAUUAAUAAGAAGUGGAUUAGGAAAAGCAGUAGUGAUUAAGACUGGAUCAAGUACAACAAUUGCUUAAAUUUAGAAGAGAUAAGGAAGUAAGAUACUAUAGAAAUAAUUGAUAUUGUUUUAAUAAAUAAUGACAUUGAUAGCAUUAUUUGUGAUAAUAUUAGUCAUAAUAUGGAGUAGUAUUAUGUCUGAGAAUGAGAAUACUGAGGUUUUUGCAUAUGGAUUUAGAGUUGUUGAAUAAGUGAUAAUUGCUAUAGUUCCAGUUGGUCUAUUAGUUAUUGUUACAAUCUCAUUUUAAAUGGCAAUUAGGAGAUUAGCUAAACUUAAAUUCUUAAUUAAAGAUUCAGAAAGUAUAGAGAGAUUAAGUGAAAUUAAUUGUUUAUGUAUUGGAUUAAAUGAAGUUUUUACUAGUAAGAAUUACUCAUUUAAUUCAUUUAAUGAUUGUAAGUAAUUAUUGCAUGAAUGUGGAAAAAGAAAUUCUAUUCAUCUUUAUUAAUGUGCAAUACUUACUUGUAAUCAUUCUAAUCUAGAUGGAACUGAAAAAUGCAUUAUUGAUUGUUUUAGAGAUGAUCAAACAGAGAGUCUUAUUAAGAAUGUCAAAUAUUAUGUUAAUGGUAUUCAAUAUCAUUUGCCAUUUAAUAGUAGUAAGAAAUAUUCUUUAUCAAUUGUUGAACAGGAAAACAAAUACUAUGUUUACAUUAAGGGAGCUCCUGAAGUUAUCUGGAGUUAUUGUAAUAAGACUUUGUUUGGAAAAAUCGAUAUACGUUAGACUCAACUAUUCAAUGAUUAAUUGGUUCAUUAAUGUUCUCAGGGUCUUAGAGGAAUAGGAUUUGCAUUCUUAUAAGUUGAUAAAGAAGAAGAUCUUAAAAUUAAUGAAAAUGACUAUGAAUUUAAUUAAUAGAACUUUGUAUAUCUAGGUANAAUGUUUAUAAAAGAAUUGAAUUUAUUUGCAUUUGAUUUAAUAAUAGCAACGAUAAUUUCAAUAAGUUUAGCAAUAUAUGGAAGUUAAAAUAAUCUUGAGUUUAGUGGAGAAGAGAUAAUUACAUCAUGUUUGUUGUUAAUAGUAAUAACAAUAACUUUUGCUAUGGGAUUUCAAUAAAGAAAGAAGUCUUAAUAUGCUAUAGAGAAAGAUAAUGAACAAACAAUGAUAGUAUAUAGAGAUGGAAAAAUGGAGCAGGUUUAAGUAUAGAAUUUGGUAUCAGGAGAUAUUUGUGUGAUAAAGGAAGGAUUAUUAAUAUAUUGUGAUAUGAGAGUAUUGGAAUCUUCAGAUUUAUAGAUAUAAAUGAAUUAGGAUGUAACAAAGGCAGUAAAAGGAUCAUAGAUAUUUUGCGGAUCAUUAAUAAGAAGUGGAUUAGGAAAAGCAGUAGUGAUUAAGACUGGAUCAAGUACAACAAUUGCUUAAAUUUAGAAGAGAUAAGGAAGUAAGAUACUAUAGAAAUAAUUGAUAUUGUUUUAAUAAAUAAUGACAUUGAUAGCAUUAUUUGUGAUAAUAUUAGUCAUAAUAUGGAGUAGUAUUAUGUCUGAGAAUGAGAAUACUGAGGUUUUUGCAUAUGGAUUUAGAGUUGUUGAAUAAGUGAUAAUUGCUAUAGUUCCAGUUGGUCUAUUAGUUAUUGUUACAAUCUCAUUUUAAAUGGCAAUUAGGAGAUUAGCUAAACUUAAAUUCUUAAUUAAAGAUUCAGAAAGUAUAGAGAGAUUAAGUGAAAUUAAUUGUUUAUGUAUUGGAUUAAAUGAAGUUUUUACUAGUAAGAAUUACUCAUUUAAUUCAUUUAAUGAUUGUAAGUAAUUAUUGCAUGAAUGUGGAAAAAGAAAUUCUAUUCAUCUUUAUUAAUGUGCAAUACUUACUUGUAAUCAUUCUAAUCUAGAUGGAACUGAAAAAUGCAUUAUUGAUUGUUUUAGAGAUGAUCAAACAGAGAGUCUUAUUAAGAAUGUCAAAUAUUAUGUUAAUGGUAUUCAAUAUCAUUUGCCAUUUAAUAGUAGUAAGAAAUAUUCUUUAUCAAUUGUUGAACAGGAAAACAAAUACUAUGUUUACAUUAAGGGAGCUCCUGAAGUUAUCUGGAGUUAUUGUAAUAAGACUUUGUUUGGAAAAAUCGAUAUACGUUAGACUCAACUAUUCAAUGAUUAAUUGGUUCAUUAAUGUUCUCAGGGUCUUAGAGGAAUAGGAUUUGCAUUCUUAUAAGUUGAUAAAGAAGAAGAUCUUAAAAUUAAUGAAAAUGACUAUGAAUUUAAUUAAUAGAACUUUGUAUAUCUAGGUACUCUUUAUUUGAAUAACAGUCUUAAUGAAUUAACAAUUCCAAUUUUAGAAAAAUUGCAAUAAUUAAAUAUUAAAUUAGUAAUCAUCACUGGAGAGCAUCCAGAAACAGCAAGACUAAUUUGUAAGCAUACAGGACAUUAUACAAAUCCAACUGUUGUAGAAGGGCAUUAAUUGUAUCUACAUGUUGAUGAUCAAUAAGAAGUCACUAGAUUAAGUUCGGUAGAAAAUAAAUUGGGAAAUUGGUGUUCAUAAUAAGAAAUAAUUUUUACUCGUACAUCUCCAGAAUAGAAGUUAAGCAUAGUUAAAGCUCUAUAACAAUAGAACUUUAGAGUUGCAAUAACUGGAGAAGGUUUAACAGAUUUAGGAGCAUUUCGAUAAGCUGACAUAAGUAUCAGUAAGAAACAUGGAUCAUAGCAAAUGAUUAUAAGUUCUAGUGAUAUAGUUUUAACUUCGAGUAAAUAAACUUUUCUUGAUAGUUAUCAUGCUAUCUUAGAAGCUAGAAGAGCUGUUAAUAAUGUUUCAAAAUCUAUAAUGCUCUGUCUAUCUUCAAACACAGCCAUGAUACUAGCUUUAUUUUUUUAUUGUUUCUUAGGAACUCCAUUGCCGUUCUCUUAAAAUCUUAUGUUAUUAACUAGCAUAUCUGUUGAUUUGAUCCUUGGAAUCAGUUUGGCAAGAGAAGAAUUAGAGUAUAAAAUUCCAAAUAGAACUAAUUUAUUCUUAUUUGCUAUCUUAAUUAUUGGAUGUAUUGAGGCAGGCGGAGGAUUGAUGGCAAGUUACAGUGCUUAUCGCUAUUUCGGAUUUUAUUUACAAAAUUUAUAUUUUACAAGAUUUCAGAAUGUCUAUCCUGCUGGCCCAAAUGAUAUUUACUCUGCUGCAAUUUAUAAUUUAGGUAAUUCUUAUUUACUUGAAGAUUGUUCUUAUAUUGGUAAUAUGGUAAAUUAUUAAUGGAGUGCACCUAAUAAUACAAUAGACUAGAGAUUAAUAUUUGUCGAGUGUGGUGAAUGCACUGAAUUAUAAAUUCAAAAUGGUUAUCAAUAAAAUUGUUGGAACACAAAAUAUGACUAUCCAGAUUGUUUAACUGAUAGUAAUAAUUGUUACACAGCUAAAGCUAGUGAUUAUGCAUCCACAUCCUUCUACAUUGUAUUGGUAUUAUCAUAAUGGUAAUUAUGAUUUAAUUAAAUAGUGUCAAUUACUUUGCAUUAAGAACCUUAAUUAAAUCUUAUAAUUCUACUCGUAUUAACAUACUAGCAAUAUAUGGUUUAAUAAUAUCGUUAAUUUUAUUGCCUAUUAUUAUUUAUGUACCAGGAAUUCAAUGGGUAUUUCAGACAGCCAAUAUGCCUUGGGAAUUAUUGGGUUCAGCAGGCCUUCCAUUCUGUUUUCUUUUACUUGCUACAGUUGAAAUUGUAAAAUGGUUACUAAGAAAAUAUGUUCUAUUUUAAAUAUUAUGA